Messenger RNA from Chelmon rostratus (copperband butterflyfish), 2616 nucleotides. It is a transcript of the gene slc30a4, whose product is annotated as solute carrier family 30 member 4. The coding region runs from base 276 to 1580 and encodes 434 amino acids. The record is from RefSeq and is a predicted model, not a curated record. The transcript has 8 exons. NCBI's taxonomy places the organism in Eukaryota, Metazoa, Chordata, Actinopteri, Chaetodontiformes, Chaetodontidae. Gene Ontology annotation, cellular component: plasma membrane. Gene Ontology annotation, biological process: response to zinc ion; zinc ion transmembrane transport. Gene Ontology annotation, molecular function: zinc ion transmembrane transporter activity.
CGUGACUGCGCAGGAAACCAAACUUGCUGGUGUUACCUCCGAGUGCGGAGGUAGCGCUCCGACUCUGAUGUUUACGACACCAUGACAGUCAUUAAUUUAAAAGGCAACUAAGUUUGUUCAACCGAAAACCACAUGUAAAGGCACUAAAAUGGAGAAGAAAUGCAAGUUUUCAACCCCGCCCGACACAAAUAUGUGAAUGAUUAUCCCAGAAGACAGUAACGUUAACGUAUAGACAUAACAUACCUGGAUAUACAUUGCCCUCGUAAAUAUUGAAGAUGUCAGGUGGGAACUUCUUGAACAAGGUACGGUCCGCAUUCAGGAGGGAGCGGAGCGACUGGGACCUGAGCGACACGGCGCCCUUUGACUUCUCCGACGACCUGGUGGAGGAUGAGGCCCCCAAAUUUAACAAACUGAAGGUGGUGGUCUCCGGAGAGAUGUCAGACUAUUCUGCCGGCGCUCCUUCCAACGGAGUGGCCGUGAACACGCUGGUGGUGGCGGACGAUGAUGACUCCCUGCUCGAAUCCUCUUCCAGCCUGGGCAGCCCGGGCUUAAACAUGGACCCCUGUGACAACUGCACCAAGAAGAGGGAGAAUAUCAAACACAGGAGGGUGAUGAAGAGGCUCAUUAUUGCUGCUUUGCUGUAUUUCCUUUUCAUGACGGGUGAAAUUAUAGGUGGUUAUGUGUCAAACAGCUUAGCCAUCAUGACUGAUGCUAUGCACAUACUAGCAGACGUGCUGGGCAUUUUGUUUUCACUGCUGGCCCUGUGGCUCUCCACCAAGCCACCCACCAAGAGAUUCACCUUCGGACUGCAUCGCCUCGAGGUGGUAUCUGCAGUCGUCAGUGUGGCGCUCAUCUACAUUCUGACCGCCGUUCUGCUCUACGAGGCGGUUCAGAGGACAAUACACCAAGACUUUGACAUAGAUGGGGAUGUCAUGCUCAUCACUGCAGCUGUGGGGGUGGCUGUCAACCUCAUAAUGGGUUUCUUGUUAAACCAAGGUGGACACCUCCACUCUCACGGCCACGGUCACUCCCACGGCCCCGCAGCUGCCUCGAGCUCACAGUCUGCUGGAUCCGGUCAGCGGCAGCACGGCAGCCUGGCUGUAAGAGCUGCCUUCAUCCACGCUUUGGGAGACCUCCUCCAGAGUGUCGGAGUGCUCAUUGCUGCCUACAUUGUCCGCUUCAAGCCGGAGUUUAAGUUGGCAGACCCCAUCUGCACCUACAUCUUCUCCGUUCUGGUUCUCUUCACCACAUUCCGCAUCAUACGUGACACAGUCGCCAUUGUGCUGGAGGGUGUUCCCAGGCAUCUGGACACUCUGCGAAUCAAAGAGGACCUUCUGAAGCUGGAGGAUGUCCAAUCGGUCGACGAGCUGAAUGUCUGGGCGCUGACGGCUGACAAGACUGCAGCACUAGUGCAUCUCCAGCUCACGCCCUCUAGUGCUAACAACUGGGAGGACGUCCAGGCGAAGGCCCGCCACCUGCUGCUUCACACCUACGGUCUCACCAGGUGCACAGUGCAGGUGCAGACUCACAGGCAGAGGCCUGUGCACAGUUGUGCACACUGCCAACAGCCCAGCGCCUAAAGAGAGACUCACGCUCAGUGCAUUUCAUGGAGCCAGACAGCAGAGGAUACAGGGCCUGGAUGUCCGCCUCAGUGCCAGAGCAGGAGCAGCCGUAUAUGUUUUGCAUGGAAAGAGACUGGUGCCAAAGGCCAGUCAGUGGAACAACAGCAGAUGCACAUUUCUAAUGAAAGGAUCACUACAGCCUCCAGGGACCUUGUGCUCUUAAAAACUUGCUCCUAAUUCACCAUUCAAGCCUAUUGCAACAGUUAACUUUUUUUUGUAUUUUGGCUGUUUGAUUUAUCACGACUGAUGUUUUGUCAUCAGAUGUAAAAUUCACUUUUUGUUAACUAGAUGUGAGGACUGUAUACUAAGAUUUUUUUUAUUUUACUGAGGAUGUCAGCAAAUGAAAACGUACCUCAUGUCAUUUGAUAAAAACUGUCGUCACAGUGCGUAUAAGCUGUAUUCCUUACCACUGGCAUAAGUAAGGCAAAAAACCUUUAUCAUCAUGUCCCUUUAGACAUUACAUCUCAUCAAAUGCACUUAAUGAUUAAUAUUCUUCAGCCAAAGUCUGUUGUGAGGCAGAUUUUUAAAAAGACAGCAACCUUAGAUAUUGUUAAAGCAGUUUAUAUUGGCUGUAGUGACCAACACUUAAAGUACCUACACUUUUAACACUUGACGUUUUGUUCUAGCAUUUCACGUAAUUAAUUGUGGCGAGCAGGCUACUGACAAUCAAAGUGUGAUUGACUUUGAGGAUAAAUGCCGACUUCAGUAUGAUUUCAGCCUUACACUCUAUACUGAGCUAAUUUCGUAUGAACUGGCAGUAUGAUAAUGCAGACGGGUUUGAGAAAUCUACAGUAUUUCACAGUUGCUGUGAUUUUUCAGGUACAGAGGGAUGAGUUGAAAUUUGCCAAUAAUAGUGUUAAUAGUGUUUUCUCUUCAAGUGUUGAGAGCUUGUGGGGGUGUUUAUGGUAAACCUGUUCACAUCUCUGAUAUUAAUCAUGAGGAAAAAUCAGGAACUGGAUCACUGUUUUUGUUUAUAAUAAAGUAUUUAAUCCUU